UUGGUGAACAAUGACGGAGCAGAGAGCGCUGAAGUUCGACGCGAACACAGAGGCCUUUCAGAUGAGAGCGCAGUGGAAGAAACAAGACAUAUGUAAGCAGCAAUGGGCCGAGAGAUGGUCCUGGCUCCUGGACGAAUGGAAGGAUGUUGCGGCCCAAUCAGAAGCUAUUCGCCAAGAGGCUUCUGCUGUGACUCGUUCUCAAGUAACUGUCAAGACGGAUGAAGUCAAAUCCUUAAAACCAGUACCUGUUACGUCUACUGGAUUUAUUGGAUGGCUCGCCAGAAGGCCUGAUUGCGCUCUUGAAAUUUACUCCUCGUGGAUUUUCAAACCUCCGGUACGGCUGCCUGACGCCUGGGACAACCCCAACUAUAGCGGUCCAAAAAAAUAGAAGUAACUUUUAAUUGAAAACAGCAAUCUUUUUUUAGAUUAUUUACCUGCCUUUUUGUGUAAUGCAUCUUCGUUCAGACAUUCGAAUUUUACAAUUGUGCAAACGAAGGCGUUCGUGGCUUACUGUGAAUGUGUAAACCGUUUUGUAACAAUUCACACAGUCACACUACGUGGUAAUUGAAUUCGGCGGUUAAUUGGAGCAAUAAAAAAUCUCAACUUCAAUAUUAUUAGCAUAUUCGCGAUUUAAUGUUUACAUUUGUUUUAUAAGACA
Molecule: messenger RNA, 658 nt
Organism: Helicoverpa zea (corn earworm)
Lineage: Eukaryota; Metazoa; Arthropoda; Insecta; Lepidoptera; Noctuidae
Exons: 3
Coding region: 11-388 (125 amino acids)
Source: RefSeq, a predicted model, not a curated record